Molecule: messenger RNA, 3057 nt
Organism: Clonostachys rhizophaga
Lineage: Eukaryota; Fungi; Ascomycota; Sordariomycetes; Hypocreales; Bionectriaceae
Source: the annotation of a GenBank genome assembly
AUGGCCGACUACUCCCAAUACCACGCCCUUGGCCAGGGCGAGGUCAUUGAUCCCAACGAUCCCGAUCGAACGACCGCACCUGCUCCUCAGCAAUUCCAACAGCAUCCCCCGCACCCUCAAUACCAACAACAACAAUAUGGAGCUCCCCAGUUUCAGGGAGGAGUAUCUGCACAGCCAGGAGGGCCUCCAACCCCCGGUUCAGCAUAUGCCUCGCCGGUACCUCCUGCGGGAUUUCAGUCGCAAGAUGCUGCGCUGGCAGGACAGAUGGGAGGGAUGAACCUAGGCGACGGCACCGGCACAUUGCGAAAAAAGAAGAAGGAUAGGCAUGCAUACCAUAUGGUUGAGGCAGCUGGGUCUUCGCAACCUUUCAGUGGAAUGCCACCACCCGGCACUCCCACCUCACAAUUUCUAAACAGCCCAGCAACGCCAGCCGCUCAGUUUCCAGUACCCGGGAACAAUGCCUACACACCUGGAGUGUUUGCUCCUGCUCCUGAUGUCCUAGGGGUCGGAGCCAGAGCCCCCGAUGCUUCUGCGACGAUUUCAACAUCUGGGCCCAGCAAGGUCACAGCCGAUGACCUACCCAGCGUCCCAGCCUCGCGUGACAGUGUCCAACAAUACUUCCUGAAGAACGUUUAUCCCACCUUCGAGCGCCAUGUACCUCCGCCUGCCGCGGUAUCCUUCGUUGCCUUUGACCAAGGGAACGCCUCCCCCAAAUUCGCCCGACUGACGCUCAACAACAUCCCUGCUACUUCAGAUGGCCUUCACUCCAGUGGGCUUCCCCUCGGGCUUCUGCUCCAACCUCUGGCUCCCCUACAACCUGGCGAGGCUGAGAUACCGAUUCUCGAUUUUGGGGAUGCUGGCCCUCCUCGGUGCCGACGAUGCCGCGCAUACAUUAAUCCAUUCAUGAUGUUCCGGUCUGGUGGUAACAAAUUCGUCUGCAACUUGUGUACACAUCCCAACGAUACGGCGCCGGAAUACUUUUGCGCCACAACACCUCAGGGUGUACGGGUGGACAGGGAUCAGCGCCCUGAACUUCAUCGUGGAACUGUAGAAUUCGUGGUACCCAAGGAGUACUGGACGCGUGAGCCAGUGGGUCUGAGGUGGCUAUUCCUUAUCGAUGUGACGCAGGAGUCGUACAACAAGGGCUUUUUGGAGGCAUUCUGUGACGGAAUCCUCGCCGCUCUAUAUGGCGGCGAAGAUCAGGAAAAAGACGAAAACGGCGACACAAAGCGAAGGAUACCCGAGGGAGUCAAGGUUGGCUUUGUAACCUACGACAAGGAUGUUCACUUCUAUAAUGUUCAGGCUGGAUUGGACAGUGCUCAAAUGAUGAUCAUGCCCGAUCUUGAGGACCCCUUUCUCCCUCUUGGUGAGGGAUUGUUCGUUGACCCGUACGAAUCCCAGUCUGUAAUCACUUCCUUGUUGACUCGCCUGCCGGAGAUGUUUUCCAAGAUUAAGAAUCCCGAGCCGGCUUUGCUUGCUGCGCUUAACUCUGCUCUAGCUGCUCUUGAGAAGACUGGCGGAAGAGUUUUAUGCUCAUGCUCUGCUCUGCCCACCUGGGGACCUGGCCGGCUGUUCAUGCGGGAUGAUGGCAAUCACCCAGGUGGCGAACUUGACAAGAAGCUGUAUACUACGGAGCACCCUGGUUGGAGAAAAGUAGCAGAGAAGAUGGCCUCUUCUGGCGUCGGUUCUGAUUUCUUCCUGGCUGCACCGAACGGCGGAUAUCUUGAUAUCGCCACUAUAGCACACGUUUCCGCUACGACUGGCGGCGAGACAUAUUACUACCCUAAUUUCAUUGCUCCUCGCGACAGUCUCAAGCUUUCAGGAGAGAUUACUCAUGCAGUCACACGAGAAGUUGGAUUCCAAGCCCUGAUGAAGGUUCGAUGCUCCAACGGCCUACAGGUUUCGGCCUACCAUGGAAACUUCAUCCAGCACACAUUCGGAGCCGAUUUGGAGAUUGGUGUUUUGGAUGCAGACAAGUCCCUGGGUGUGUCAUUCAGCUACGACGGCAAGCUUGAUGCGAAACUCGAUGCUCACUUCCAGUCCGCUCUGCUCUACACGACGGCUUCGGGUCAGCGCAGAGUCAGAUGCACGAAUGUCAUUGCUAGCGUCAGUGACACCUCGAAGGAUGCUGGUACCCGUGAGCAGGGAAUCCGUGAAUGCAUGAAGUUCGUCGACCAAGAUGCAGUUGUUUCUAUUUUGGCAAAGGAAGCAUGUACCAAAUUUGGAACAACGUCGAGCAGCCUGAAAGAUAUCCGUAACUGGAUUACCGAGCGGACUAUUGAUAUCCUAGCCUGUUAUCGAAAGCAUUCUGCCGUGCAGCACCCCCCUGGCCAGCUCGUCAUGCCAGAGCGCUUGAAGGAGCUGAGCAUGUACUUGCUUGGUCUCAUGAAGUGCAGGGCAUUCAAAGGUGGUAUCGAGUCCUCCGAUAGAAGAGUGAGCGAGAUGCGCAUGGUCCGAGCCAUGGGCGCUCUUGAACUGAGCCUAUAUCUCUAUCCCCGGAUAAUCCCCAUCCAUAAUCUACAGCCGGAAGAUGGAUUUGCUGAUCCAGAGACGGGUCACCUGAGGAUGCCUCCAGCUAUCCGGGCAUCAUUUUCACGUGUCGAGCCUGGUGGCGUCUACCUAGUUGAGAAUGGCCAACAAUGCUUGAUUUGGUUCCACGCCCAAACGUCACCCAAUCUGAUAUCCGAUCUGUUUGGUGCCGAUAAGGACGACCUGAAGAGUCUUGACGCGUAUACGUCGGCUCUGCCUGUGCUUGACACCCAUCUUAACGCACAGGUCCGAAACAUGAUUGAGUUCCUGAAGACGUUGCGUGGAUCCAAGGCCCUGACCAUUCAGCUGGCAAGACAAGGUAUUGACGGCGCUGAAUUUGAGUUUGCUAGAAUGCUGGUUGAGGAUCGAAACAACGAAGCGCAGAGCUACGUGGACUGGCUUGUGCAUGUGCAUAAGGCUGUUCAGCUUGAGCUGAGUGGUCAACGUAAAAAGGAGGCGGAAAGCGACUCCACUAGCUCUUCGGGUGCGCUCACCAAUUUUAGUGGCCUACGACCGGCCUAUUGGUAA